AUCAAAUUGUUAGUUUCUGUAAGAAGUGGGCAGAUGUUGUGGCCCCGGGUUCUUAUUUGGAAUUGCUGCCGAGAGUCUAAGACUGAAGGGAAGAACAACACGCAGGGACACAGGCCAUUUUCCGCAUACACACGGACUGCUUGCUGGAGAGCUACAUCCUCGUGUCUACACUCCACGCACGACUCAAACCAACUGAUCUCUCUCUCUCUCUCUCUACCAGCAAGCUUGUCCUGUUUUAUUCAUACAAAUUCACGUAUUCAUACAUACUAUAGAGGUGACAAUGCUUUUGAAGUCUCUCUGUUGUUCUAGAUAUCAAAGGCUGGGCGACUACCGUGUAUGUGUUAGUUCUGUCUAUGGCUUUGGUGUGAAUCAUUUACACCUGUCACAUGCGGAGACGAACCUUCGUCUCCAGACGACAGUAAUCAAAAUGCAAAUCUCCAUACUUCUCACUCUGGCUACAGCUCUGUGGCACUAAUCAAAACAACAACAUACUUAAGCCCUACCAAAGUGAUACCAAAUAAUACAUACAAAGUAUAAAACACAGUGAAGUUCAUUUCGCCCUACUUACAUUUCGAAGGAGGCUUCUGUAACCACGGUACCAUGGCAAUAGAACGAACAGAACCGACAACAUGGCGUUCCUAGCUGACUGAAUCUACGGAAAUAAACAACAACAACAACGAUAUUGCGCUGUUAGUUGAUACACUAAUGACAGGAGUUGCUGGUUUCUCUUGCCGAGACGUGAAUAGUUUUCAACGUUUGUGUACCCCAGAAAUACUCCCAGUCCAACUGCAGUAGGCAAAAGACUCCGAUCACGAUUUCUACCGGUAGUUCUAAGCAGGUAUUCCUACACUCUUCCCUGACAUUUGGAACUGUACAUCGCCCAAAACCAGCUGAAGACUCGGACAUGGAAGGUUUGAUAGACUUACAAGACGUCAGGAUACCCCCCGCAGCGGCCAUGCACCUGGCCAUAAAGGAGUACCUGGCCGCCGCCAAGCUACCCACCUUAGACAGGCUGCUGCAGGGUACUGGGUUCACUCUGGACACCCUACAGAAGAGACUGGUGAACGCGAGUUUGGACGGAGCACGUCCUGAAAGGGUGAUAUCAGCGGCACAAAUCAUCAACAUGUACCGGUACGACACUGCCGAGGUGCUGUUUUACCUGAGCGCCGAUCUGUGCAAAAUCCCUCUCAGAAACUUCGGACCAGCUUACCACGAGCUACAGAGGGCCUACAUUGAGGCGAUGGCCAUGAUCCCGGAGGCUCCGGACAUCCACGCGUCCGGCGAUUCUAACUCGAGGAUGGAGACACUGAUGGAGGAAGAGGAUGGAGUGGAAGAUGAAGAUGAAGAGGAAGGUGAGGGAGAUGUUGAGAUCGAGGACUGGGCAGAGGCUGAGGAAGAAUUCGAAAUAGAAGAAGCACUGGAAUAGCAGGUUGACUGAUAAAUCUACACUGAUGUUGUCUACAUUGGUCUACCGUACUGCCUGUAUGUAGAGCUAUGUAUAGAUUAUGAGUUUUGGUGAAUCACGUAUUGAAAAUACUUAUGAGUUAUACAUGAGUUCUUCGUGCCAGCCAAAAAGGACAUGUACAGUGCGCUGUGGUCGACGUACGGUCGGAGAUUGCUUUCGAUGAUAAUCAAAGGCUGGCAAAGUGCUCGUCUGGCUAAAAAUAGGAGAGUAUAUAAUAUGAAUGUGCCUUUGCUGUAUAAUCAAAUGUGAGACAGUCUUGGAGGCCGUCGGACAUGAAUUACAACUAGAAAGGCCGGUAUUUGCUUAGGAGCAAAUUCAGCUAUUUUCACUCCGCUCCCCCCCUUUAUGCAAACAUGGACUGUUCCAAAAUUGAAUUUGAAAAAAAAUAAAUCCCAUGUGAGAAUGACGGAACUACGCUGCUACUAUACUAUUUUUAUUAUGUAUACGGUAAUCCAAUUUU
Messenger RNA from Branchiostoma floridae (Florida lancelet), 1925 nucleotides. RefSeq lists its product as uncharacterized. Bases 905 to 1426 code for a protein of 173 amino acids. Lineage: Eukaryota; Metazoa; Chordata; Leptocardii; Amphioxiformes; Branchiostomatidae. The record is from RefSeq and is a predicted model, not a curated record. The transcript has 3 exons.